Branchiostoma belcheri (Belcher's lancelet) is the source of this 1903-nucleotide messenger RNA. RefSeq names its product tripartite motif-containing protein 3-like. The record is from RefSeq and is a predicted model, not a curated record. The coding region runs from base 53 to 1903 and encodes 616 amino acids. Gene Ontology annotation, cellular component: chromatin; nucleoplasm. Lineage: Eukaryota; Metazoa; Chordata; Leptocardii; Amphioxiformes; Branchiostomatidae. Gene Ontology annotation, molecular function: zinc ion binding; protein binding; ubiquitin-protein transferase activity. Gene Ontology annotation, biological process: positive regulation of DNA-templated transcription. The transcript has 2 exons.
CCUAGGGUGCGGUCGCGGGGUCAUCGAACCAUGAACCAAACACUGAACCAAAAUGGCGGACACAGAGGCAAGUUUUCGGAAGCAAGUUCGGGACGAGUUCCUGUCCUGCAGCAUAUGCCUGGAGCCUUUCCAUCACCCUAAGACGCUUCCAUGUCUCCACACGUUUUGUGAGGAUUGUCUACGUGACCACGCAGAGGUUCGCCCCGGGUUCCAGUGCCCAACAUGCCGCCGACAGGUUGUGCUGUGUCCCGAUGGGGUUGCUGGACUUCCGGAUAACCAUUUUAUUUCCAGUCUGUGUGACACGGUUCUAGAGCAAGGUACGGCUGUAUUUGAGAGUCAUUGUAGAGCUCAUCCGCCCGAAGAACUGAAACUAUUUUGUACGGACUGCGAAGCUGUUAUUUGCAGUGAGUGUUGGGACGACAAACACCCAAAUCACACGGUAACAACAGCCAGAAAGGCGGCGGAAACAAAGAAGGCUGCAUUUUCCGACAUAAUCGCCAAGGGGCGCUCUUGUCUACAAGAAGACUGCGACUCUUUGAGACAGCUUCGAACUCUAGAAGACACGAUCAACGAAAACAAGGCAAAAGUCGAGGGGGAAGUCACAGAAGCCUUCGAUGAGUUGAUCCGACAGUUAACCGAGAGAAAGGAAAACCUGCUUGAAGAGGUGAACAAAAAUCACCAACAGAAUGUAGCGGGACUUGAAGAGAAAAAGGACAAACUUCUGAAACAGGUUGCCGAGUUGUCCAGCGCUUGUGAUAAGACAGAAAACGCGAUGGAACAAGGAGGAGGAGACUUUCUCCGCCAGGGAAUUGAGUUAACCACGACUUUUGGGGAUUAUGAGGAAAACCAAACAAAACCGACUCCUCUGCAAACUCAGGUGACCUCAUUCCAACCAAAAGGCAUGAAUGUACAGAUUCAAGAAAUGGGUGAACUGAGGGUAGACUCCACAAUCACAGCCUCAGAUUCAACACAACGAAAAAAGGCCGCGGGAAUUGACACUAACAGUACGGCUUGGAGGCGAUCUUUUCUGCAGUUGAUUAUCGGGUUAUCUAUCGCUCUCGCGGUGUACAAUGUCUCAACUAUAGAUGUUUGGUUUGAGCAAGGGAAAUUUGACAACCCGAGCGGCGUGUCCAUGUUUCGGAAUGACGUGCUAUAUAUCGCAGACGAGAGUAACUAUAGAAUAAAGAAGGUUGAUCAUAAUGGACAAUAUCUUGGGCAAAUGAAAACUCUGGUUGAAGAAGAGGCCUGGGGAUGGCAUAUUGCGAUGAAGCCUUUUGCAGUAGCAUUAGGUUGGGACGAUAAUCUUUGGGUAGUAGUGCAUAAUGAAUUACCUACAGAUUUUGAUCCUGAAUUCGCCAUUGCCCGUUACAAUACCGCUGGGGAGUACUUGGGAAAAGUUGUCAGGUUCGAAAACCCCAAAGAUGUCGCUGUAGAUACCAACAGGAAGUACGUCAUUGUCAUAGACGGAAGUGACGUCAAGAUGUUCGAUCUGAAUGAUAAGGUGGUUCACUUGAUCAAGGGCGAAGACUUUGGUAUGCAAAACCCUCAGCACAUAACAGUUACUCAAGUUGGAGAUAUUUUGGUGUCUGACACGGGAAAGCAUAAGAUUUUUAUGUUUUCCGGGGAAGGACAGUUCUUGCGUUCCUUUGGAGGCGAAGGAAGCGGUGAAGGUGAGUUGAGGGGGCCCCGCGGCAUCUGCACGGAUUCCUCGGGAAAUAUCAUCGUAGCAGACGAGGAAAACAGCCGGAUCGAACUAUUUGACGGUGAAGGUCGUUUCAUACGACACGCCGUCACUGACGUGAAGAAUCCGGUAGGGGUCGCUGUUUCACAAAGCGGCCAUCUUGUUGUAACAAGAAGCGACUUUCAUGGCCCUGAAGCCGUACUCAUCUACAAUUCUUACUAA